Molecule: messenger RNA, 2360 nt
Organism: Camelina sativa (false flax)
Lineage: Eukaryota; Viridiplantae; Streptophyta; Magnoliopsida; Brassicales; Brassicaceae
Product: putative pectinesterase/pectinesterase inhibitor 23
Biological process (GO): cell wall modification
Molecular function (GO): enzyme inhibitor activity; pectinesterase activity
Source: RefSeq, a predicted model, not a curated record
CUUGUACUUUUGACCUCUAAGUCAAUUCUCCAAUUAGUAAGAAAUCAAUCGAAUCACAGAUUUUCUAAAAAAUCUUCAAGAUUUAUCUUUAACAUAUAUCACUUCAGCCAACAAAUUCAUGACUCCAAGACCAUACUAUUCAUAGGCUAUCAUAAAAGCGGGAAAUUUUAAUUUUUAGACAAGACAAUAUUACUAAAGACAGAAAAUGUAACAUAGCCUCAUGUCUUUUCCUGGGACCCCAGGAAUAGCAUUACAACUCUUCUCUAUAUUAUCCCCCAUCGAUCUUUCAAUCCAUUUGUUCUAAGCAUAUUCCAAACACUAAAACCUCCCCUUCCCCCUAAAAACACACAAAAAAACUCAGAGCUAGAAGGGCCUUAUAUAGCCACAGAGACAGGCCCCAUCUGCUCCAUUUUUAACACGUCUAGAAAAAACAUAUUAGAAAAGUAAGAAAAAAAAAACUUGAAAACUACAGCAAAUUCCUUUUUGGACGUAUAAUUACAGGAAACAGAAAAAAUGGGUUUUGAUGGUGAUAAGAAAAAGAAAUGCAUUAUCGCCGGUAGUGUUUCCGGUUUGUUAGUCAUCAUGGUUGUCUCAGUAGCCGUUGUAACGUCUAAGCACUCACCAAAAGCCGAUGAAAAUCAGAUCAAGAAAACCACCAAAGCAGUUCAAGCAGUAUGUGAACCAACUGACUUUAAAGAAACUUGUGUUAACAGCUUAAUGAGCGCUUCUCCCAAAUCCACUGAGCCUAUCGACCUCAUAAAACUCGGCUUCGACGUCACUAUCAAGUCCAUCAACGAAGGCCUUAAAAAAGCCUCAGAAGACGUUAAAGCAAAGGCUAGCAAAGACCCAGAAGCAAAGGGUGCUUUCGAGCUGUGUGAGAAGGUGAUGGUUGAUGCUAUCGAGGACUUGAAGAAGUGUAUGGAUCAUGGAUUCUCGGUUGAUAAGAUUGAUGCCUUUGUUGAGGAUCUACGGGUUUGGCUAAGUGGCUCCAUCGCAUUCCAGCAAACAUGUAUGGACUCCUUUGAGGAAAUUAAGUCCGAUCUUAUGCAAGAAAUGCGACACAUCUUCAAAACAACAAAAGAGCUUAGUAGCAAUAGCCUUGCCAUGGUUACUAGCAUGUCCACCCUUCUCCCGAACUCCAACGCCACAGGUUCAACCGGAGGUUUUGCAAACUACGCGAGAAAGCUUCUGACAACAGAAGAUGGUAUCCCAACAUGGGUUGGACGAGAGGCACGACGGCUCAUGGCAGCACCAGGACCAGUGAAGGCUAAUGCCGUGGUGGCUCAAGACGGAAGUGGACAGUUCAAGACUAUAGCAGAUGCUCUAAAUGCUGUGCCUAAAGGAAACACAGUGCCAUUCGUCAUCCACAUCAAACAAGGCAUCUACAAGGAGAAAAUUAUGGUCACCAGGAAAAUGCCAUACGUCACUUUCAUCGGCGAUGGACAAACCAAGACGGUUAUCACCGGUAAUCUCAAUUACGGUAUCGGAAAGGUCAAGACCUUCCUAACAGCACCACUCACAAUCGAAGGCGACCACUUCACAAUGAAGAACAUCGGAGUAGAGAACACAGCUGGACCAGAAGGAGGACAAGCGGUGGCGUUAAGAGUGUCGGCUGAUUACGCCGUGUUCCACAGCUGUCAAUUCGACGGGCACCAAGACACCUUAUACGUUCACUCUCACAGGCACUUCUUCCGUGACUGCACAGUCUCCGGAACCGUCGAUUUCAUCUUCGGAGACGCCAAAUGCAUCCUCCAGAACUGUAAAAUCGUAGUACGAAAACCUAAGUUAGGUCAAUCGUGUAUGGUCACCGCUCAGGGACGAACCGACGUCCGUGAAUCGACCGGGUUGGUGCUCCAUAACUGCCACAUAACUGGGGAUCCGGCGUAUAUUCCGGUGAAAUCGGUGAGCAAGUCUUACCUAGGAAGGCCGUGGAAGCAGUUCUCGAGGACGAUCGUCAUGAAGACGAUGAUCGACGACGUCAUCGACCCGGCGGGAUGGCUUGCUUGGAGUGGUGAUUUUGCGCUCAAGACGCUAUACUACGCCGAGCAUUUGAAUACUGGGCCUGGAUCCAAUCAGGCCCAAAGAGUUAAAUGGCCCGGGAUUAGGAAACUAACUCCCCAAGAUGCUCUUUUAUACACCGGCGACAGAUUCUUAGGUGGCAAUACUUGGAUCCCACCAACACAAGUUCCCUAUACCCCCAACAUGUAGGAGAUUCCAAUGUGUAAAGAAGAUCAACUCCACCAAGAAUCUCUCAAAUAGGUCUCUAAAUUUUUUGUUAAAUGGGUUUCUCAUUUGAGAGAUUUAUACUCUUAAGAGACUCUCUAGUGACACUUGCCAUUACACAAGUGGUUCAAUUCUUU